AUGGGUGACCAACAAAGAAAAAGUAGAUUGUCUAUACACGAAGGUGCAAGCAAGGCAGCCCUUGGAGAAAAAUCUUUCAGCAAGAUGAGGGUGAGGCGGCAAUCAUACGGCUUUGGGAGAGUGCCUGGCAUUACAGCGGCUGGGCCUAGAACUUCACAGUUGGGCAUUGAAUUCAAACGGCCCGCCUUGGUGUAUUUUCCGACGUACCAGCUCGAGCCCACACACAAAGUCAAAGAGGCUGAGGUUCAGAAGGUCAUUGACGAGCUGCUCGACGAAAACUUUACAGGCCAUAAGUAUAAUGUUCAGGAAUCUCCGGCACUAGCCUUACGUCUAUCAUGCGAGAUCAUGCGCGAGAUGAAAACCAUGGAAUACCAUCGUUAUCGCUUCAUAAUCGUCGUCACUAUUUACCAGCGCCGUGCCCAAUGUUACAACAACGCCAUCACUUUCCUCUGGGACCACGACAGAGACACCUACGUCGACGUGCAGCGAGUAACCACUACUGCCGCUAUCCAGGUCACUGCGUUCGCUAUCUAUCUUGAUUAAAGCUUACUUAACCUCCCUUUUAUAUUUACGACGACGGGAUACAUUGUUUCAACCCCUGUUCACGCGCUUUGAUUUCAAAGCGGUCAUGUAUUAAGCGAGGUCACUUGAGACAGUAGGCGCAGGACAGGUGUUACUUUGUUUAGUUGAUUGAUUUACUUAUAAUUUGGUGAAUUUUUAAUAUGGCUAAUAAAGAAUUUUGGAAUUUAAACCAGUUAUCGGCUUACCUCCUAAAUGUAGCAGGGUCUAAACAAACAUGGGCACGUCCUUGAAACGUUCAAAUGUAAAACUCAUCGCACCCGAACAAGACCUAUUUCCCAAACUUCUAACAAUGGACAAACACUGAACAACCCGAUCUAUAGACAAUAUUAGAACGAGCUUAAGUGAAUUAGUUGAAAGGCAAGUUAAGAUGUUGUAGAAGUGAAAGUCCGGAUAUUUGACUUUAGCUUUUGAUUUGUAACCGGUGACCGGAACUCUCUGGGUAAGUUUCAUCCGAUUGUGGAAGUGUGAGAGUUCUGUUUGUGUUUCAGCCUUACCAAACUGAUAAACACUGUUUAGAGUAUAGGACGUAUAUAUGUGGGUCAGUAUAAGAGGGCGAAAUAGGUUAGAUUAAGUUAUAUCUUUAAUACUAUUUUCGGCUGUCGACAUAAGGCAUUGAGGCUUGAAUUAUAGCAUUUUUUACGUAAGUACAGAGAUUUACAGUGAUUUCAUUUAUUUCUUUACUAUUUUAUUAUCACCAACUGGCUGGCUGUAUGUCUGUAAAGAUCCAAUGUCUUUGAAUGCAGACUUAGAAAUCUGCCUCCAUAAUCGAGAUUAUGUGCUUAAAGAAAAUGUGGUAUUUAUUUAUAUAGUUUCAAGAACUAGGUCUAAAAAAACAAAUCCACAUUUAUUAUUUACUUACUAUUUUACGGUGUCUUCAAUAAACAUUACACCAAUUUC
Messenger RNA from Cydia pomonella (codling moth), 1479 nucleotides. Its product is annotated as dynein light chain Tctex-type protein 2B-like. Gene Ontology annotation, cellular component: cytoplasmic dynein complex; cytoplasm. Gene Ontology annotation, molecular function: dynein intermediate chain binding. The coding region runs from base 1 to 543 and encodes 180 amino acids. Gene Ontology annotation, biological process: microtubule-based movement. Lineage: Eukaryota; Metazoa; Arthropoda; Insecta; Lepidoptera; Tortricidae. The record is from RefSeq and is a predicted model, not a curated record. The transcript is spliced from 3 exons.